Molecule: messenger RNA, 2229 nt
Organism: Cryptomeria japonica (Japanese cedar)
Lineage: Eukaryota; Viridiplantae; Streptophyta; Pinopsida; Cupressales; Cupressaceae
Exons: 10
Coding region: 129-1943 (604 amino acids)
Biological process (GO): DNA synthesis involved in UV-damage excision repair; nucleotide-excision repair, DNA gap filling; DNA strand elongation involved in DNA replication
Cellular component (GO): delta DNA polymerase complex; nucleus
Molecular function (GO): DNA-directed DNA polymerase activity
Source: RefSeq, a predicted model, not a curated record
AAACAUGAUAUGGUUUUGAGGGCGGGAAGAAGGAGGGCUGCGGGGUUCUCCGUUUAAGUCGCGGGAAAGGAAGAUGAAAGAAGAACAUUACAAACAGAAAAUAAAUUAGCGGGAAAACGAAGCUGUCAAUGGCAGGGGUAGAUGCUGCUAAAAUCGCCAUUGAACUUCAAGUGCUUAUUUUCGAUCGAUUGCAAGUGGUAUCUUACAAGUGGCUCAGCCGUAAUUUUUCAGUUCCAUCAAAUUCAGCUAAAAGGUUGCUUCAGGAGUUUGUUGAGCAGAAUGGUGAUGGUCUUGAAGUUAUAUAUGCUAUAUCUGGGUGGUCCAAAACAGAACCAGGGUGCUACUCUGUACGACUUGUUAAAAAAUCUAAGCUUGAAGAAGUGAAGGCAGAGUUUAAGGACCACUAUUCGGUGCAUAUCUAUAGUGUGCAAUCUUGCCUUCCUAAGGAUCCUGCGGAGCUGUGGGGUGCAGAGUUUGUACAGGCAGAAGGACUCUUUAAUCAGCCAUCAAGCGUGAACAACUGUUUCUGGGAUAAUAGAUUUAGUGCAGUGUCAUAUCCACUGGUGAAGCGCAACUUAAAUGGUAAAAGCACACGCAUUGGUCCACCCAUCUCUCAGCCACAACUGGCUUCAGCACCUGUUGUUGUAAAUGGAUUGCCCAAACAAAGUGUGUCUCUCCCUCAAGUACACGUACCUUCGACUACAGAGAAAUCUGUGGAAACAGUUCCAAAAGCUGCACCACAAUCAUCUGUCUCAGCAAUUGAUGUGAAGGAGGUUUCGGCAGGGAAGAGUGUAAAUGCUCCAACAGCUGCCACAAACAAAAAGAAGGGACAGAAUGGUAAAAAUUCUGAAGGCACAUUAGCAAGUUUGUGGGGUCGUGCAUCAAGCAAGCCAAAACCUACCUCCUCUCCAGCUCCUACAAAUCAUGUGAAUGCAGAUGUCCAGAUAAAUGCUUCGGAAGAUGCAGGCAAUGCCAGUAAUGCAUCAAGCAAGCCAAAGUCUAGCUCCCUUCCACCUCCAAAUCAUGGUGCCGAGAUAAAUGCUUCGGAAGAUGCAGGCAAUGGCAGUAAAGCAUCAAGCAAGCCAAAACCUAGCUCCACUCCACCUUCUACAAAUCAUGUGAAUGCAGAUGCCCAGAUAAAUGCUUGGGAAGAUGCAGGCAAUGCCAGUGAUGAAGAUGAAGAAGAUUUUUUUAGUACAAGAAGAGUCCAGUCAACCAAUGGUAGUGGAAGGAAGCGGCGCUUUGUUUUUGACAUGUCAGAUGAUGAAAAUGAAGACGACGUAAUUGUUUCCAAACCUGCUGCAAGCUUGGCCUCCCCAGAGCUUCCUAAGCAAACAUCUAAUGCUAAAGAGGAGGCUAAGACUUCGCAUAACAAAGAUGCAGCUCAAGAAAAUAAAGAUGUCAAAGCACAGGGAAAAGAAAAAACCAAGGCUACAUCUGCACGUAAAUCAACAGUGUCUGGCAAAUCAACAAAAGGUGUUCAGUCGAGAAAAACACAUGAUCAAAUGGAAGGCAAAGUUGAUCAUUCUGCUCACAAUAAUACUAAACCUGGGUCUGGUAUGGAAGAGAAAAACAUUUGUCCUGAAACUAAAACUUGUAAGUCAGAGUGCAUACCUUCUGAUGAUGCACCUGCAUCAAAUGCAGGUGUCAAGAAAAGGAAAGUUCUCAAAACACAUAUUGAUGGCCGAGGCCGUGAAGUCACUGAGGUUACAUGGGAGGUUGACGGUGUUGAAGAAGAAAAGGCUAAGGAUGUCCCUAUUACAGUAAAUUCUUCUGUGCCCAGGAAUGCCGAUAACAAGCCAAAAGAAACUGGCAAAGUAACAUCUGUAGAUCCUUCUCAUUCGGCCAAUCCAACCACAAAGCCUAGCAGUAAACACACACAAAAGGGUGCAGGGAAAGACACACGACAAGGAAAUAUUCUCUCAUUUUUCAAGAAGAGUUAGAAGGGUUUUAACAUGAAUGCAUAGUUGACUUGUAAGAAUGUUAAACCAAUGUAACACAAGCUGAUUUCACAUGAUAUAAAGCUUUGAUGUUGAGAGUGUAUAUUGUUCAGUGAGAUUUCUGGACUGCUAGAUCAAUGUGAAAUGAAAUUACCAACCAAUUGAAGGAUGUUUUUUCUAGUGAAAAUAAGUAGAAGGUUUAAAGUUUUGGAACAAAAAUAGUCCCUUUUAUGUUUUAUAUUUUUUCCAGUACUAUUCUAGAUUUUAAUUAUUCAUUUCAAAAUUUCAA